ACAACACCCUCUCCAACAACCACAACACCCUCUCCAACAUCCACGACUGCAGCUCCAACAACCACAACACCCUCUCCAACAACCACAACACCCGCUCCAACAACCACGACUGCAGCUCCAACAACAGCAACCACUGCAGCAACAACCACGACUGCAGCUCCAACAACCACAACAGUAGCACCAACAACCACAACUGCAGCACCAACAACCACAGCGAACGCACCAACAACCACGACUGCCGCUCCAACAACCACAACACCUGCUGCAACAACCACAACACCCGCUCCAACAAACACAACACCCGCUCCAACAACCAUGACUGCAGCUCCAACAACAGCAACCACUGCAGCAACAACGACGACUGCAGCUCCAACAACCACAACACCCUCUCCAACAACCACAACACCCUCUCCAACAAACACAACACCCCCAGCAACAACCACGACUGCAGCUCCAACAACCACGACUGCAGCUCCAACAACCACAACACCUAAUCCAACAACCGCGACUGCACCUCCAACUACAACAACCACUGCAGCAACAACCACGACUGCAGCUCCAACAACCACAACAGCCGCACCAACAACCACGACUGCAGCUCCAACACCCACAACACCCGCACCAACAUCCACGACUGCAGCUGCAACAACAACAACCACUGCAGCAACAACCACGACUGCAGCUCCAACAACCACAACCCCCGCACCAACAACCACGACUGCAGCUCCAACAACCACAACAGCAGCACCAACAACCACAACUACAGCUCCAACAUCAACAACCACAGCACCAACAACCACGACUGCAGCUCCAACAACCACAACCACUGCAGCAACAACUACGACUGCAGCUCCACCUACCACAACAGCCACACCAACAACCACAACAGCAGCACCAACAACCACAGCGAACGCACCAACAACCACGACUGCAGCUCCAACAACCACAACACCUGCUGCAACAACCACAACAGCAGCACCAACAACCACAACGAAGGCACCAACAAACAUGACUGCAGCUCCAACAACCACAACACCUGCUCCAACAACCACAACACCUACUCCAACAACCACGAGUGCAGCUCCAACAACCACAACAGCAGCAGCAACAACCACAACAGCCGCAGGAACAACCACAACAGGCGCACCAACAACCACGACUGCAGCUCCAACAACCACGACUGCAGCUCCAACAACCACAACACCCUCUCCAACAACCACAACACCCGCUCCAACAACCACGACUGCAGCUCCAACAACCACAACACCCUCUCCAACAACCACGACUGCAGCUCCAACAACCACGACUGCAGCUCCAACAACCACAACACCUAAUCCAACAACCGCGACUGCACCUCCAACUACAACAACCACUGCAGCAACAACCACGACUGCAGCUCCAACAACCACAACAGCCGCACCAACAACCACGACUGCAGCUCCAACAACCACAACACCCGCACCAACAACCACGACUGCAGCUGCAACAACAACAACCACUGCAGCAACAACCACGACUGCAGCUCCAACAACCACAACCCCCGCACCAACAACCACGACUGCAGCUCCAACAACCACAACAGCAGCACCAACAACCACAACUACAGCUCCAACAUCAACAACCACAGCACCAACAACCACGACUGCAGCUCCAACAACCACAACAGCCGCACCAACAACCACGGCUGCAGCUCCAACAACCACGACUGCAGCACCAACAAUCACGACUGCAGCUCCAUCAACCACGACUGCAGGUCAAACAACCACAACACCCCUUCCAACAACCACAACACCCGCUCCAACAUCCACGACUGCAGUUCCACCAACCACAACAGCAGCAGCAACAACCACGACUGCAGCUCCAACAACCACAACAGGAGCAGCAACAACCACAACUGCAGCUCCAACAACCACAACACCCGCACCAACAACCGCGACUGCAGCUACAACAACCACAACACCCUCUCCAACAACCACAACAGCAGCACCAACAACCACAACACCUGCACCAACAACCAUGACGGCAUCUCCAACAACCACAACACCUGCUACAACAACCACAACAGCAGCACCAACAACCACAACACCCGCACCAACAACCACAACAGCCCCAGGAACAACCACAACAGCCGCACCAACAACCACAACAGCCGCACCAACAACCACAACAGCCGCACCAACAACGACGACUGCAGCACCAAAAACCACAACACCUGCUCCAACAACCACAACAGUAGCACCAACAACCACAACAACCGCAACAACCACCACAACAGCAGCACCAACAACCACAACGAACGCACCAACAAGCACAACUGCAGCUCCAACAACCACAACACACCAACAACCACAACAACCCUCCAACAACCACAACGGCCGUACCAAUAACCACAACAGCAGCACCAACAACCACAACUACAACUCCAACAACCCCAACAGCCAAUCCAACAACCACGACUGCAGCUCCAAUAAUCACAACACCCGCUCCAACAACCACAACAGCAGCACCAACAACCACAACUACAACUCCAACAACCCCAACAGCCAAUCCAACAACCACGACUGCAGCUCCAAUAAUCACAACAGCCCCACGAACCACCACGACCGCUCCUCCAACAAGCACCACUGCCCCAACAACUGCGACGGGCCCUAUUCCAUCAACCACCACAGUCCCGCCUUCCACCACUUCCCCACCAACCACCACAGCCCAACCAGUUAG
Oreochromis niloticus (Nile tilapia) is the source of this 2718-nucleotide messenger RNA. Its product is annotated as mucin-5AC-like. The transcript has 4 exons. The annotation marks the transcript as partial. NCBI's taxonomy places the organism in Eukaryota, Metazoa, Chordata, Actinopteri, Cichliformes, Cichlidae. The record is from RefSeq and is a predicted model, not a curated record.